This is a messenger RNA of Anoplophora glabripennis (Asian longhorned beetle), 495 nucleotides long. RefSeq names its product 39S ribosomal protein L55, mitochondrial (gene mRpL55). Gene Ontology annotation, molecular function: structural constituent of ribosome. The coding region runs from base 159 to 473 and encodes 104 amino acids. The transcript has 2 exons. Lineage: Eukaryota; Metazoa; Arthropoda; Insecta; Coleoptera; Cerambycidae. Gene Ontology annotation, biological process: translation. Gene Ontology annotation, cellular component: mitochondrial large ribosomal subunit. The record is from RefSeq and is a predicted model, not a curated record.
AUACUUCUCUAAUCAAAUCUAAGACAUAACCUAUCUUUAUUCCUUAUUCAUUUUCAUUCAAACUGAAAAAAAAUCAAUAUACUAUUUACACAUUGUAGUGGUAAGAAGUAAAUUAUAUUGUAACAUUUUAAGUUGGAAGUAGUUAUAUUUAAAAAAAAAUGUCCUGUUGUAAAGGUCUACAACAUAUUCGAAACUUAAAUUCUUUAUCUGCAUCAAUUACGAAACCCCACAGAUUAACUUAUGUAAGGACUUAUCCCACAGUUCUUGUUAAUCCUGACGGUUCAACUGUAACGAUAAGGUAUCCUGAACCUAGAAAAAUAAUAAAGCUGCCAAUUAAUAUUUGGGCUCUUAGUGAAGCAGAAAGGAAAGCAAUAAUAGAACAACGUAAACCGAAGAAAAAAGUUAAAUUGGAAGAUGAUUUAGAAGAUUCUUUCGAUUCUAAAAAAUAUUUAAAAUAUUUAAAGAAAAAGUAGUAUAUAUUGUACUUGUAUUAAA